CUCGAGUCUUACUUUUUUUAUCUUACUUACCUUCGUCAAUUGCACAACAUCGACCUGCAACUAAUUUUAAUUUAAGAAAUAAAAAAAUUAGAAGAGUGCCAGGGAAACAUCACUCUCCGAGCACACAAAUGGGUCAAAAAUGGUUAGAUUGUAGUAGUAGUAGGUGGCUUCAACUUGCCUUUUCCCCCAACUCUAUCGCCGUCCAAUUAGGAAAAAGUAAGGCUAAAAUGGUCUGCUCCAAUCUAUGGACGCCUCUCACAGAAGCGGUUUUCUAUUACACAGGGCUGUCUCCGACGGCUUUCUUUACAAUCGCGGCGCUGAUGGCGGUGACAUACAAGGUAGUUUACCACAUGCUCGGCGGCACCGAUGACUACAUGUACGUCAAGAAGGCGGAGGAGGCCGCCCGCCGGAAACCUAUCCAGAUCGGCGACCUGACCGCAGCUGAGCUCUUAGCUUUCAACGGGUCAGACCCGAAAAAGCCCUUGCUCAUGGCUAUCAGAGGACAAAUCUAUGAUGUCUCUAGCUCCAGGUUAAAAUUUAACCUCUUCUAUUCCAUCUAUUCCCAGCUGAAGCUCAAAACAAUACUGAUGAAUUUCUUGAUUCGGGUUAGAACUGUUAUCCAGCCUAAUAUAUUAUUCGUUCCUUUUCAUUUAUAAACCAUGCGCAUUAUAAGUUCUUUCUUCCUUAACUCUCACUGCCAACUAAUGCUCUGCGCCUUCCUUCGGUGGACUCUGACGGGCAAGUCGGUCCUCUGCCAAAAGGCCGAAACGAGUGCUCUCUGCCAGUCAGCCCUCUGCAAACCCUGCCGGUUUGCCAUCCGGGGUCACAAAUCCAAAAGGGGAAACCCCUGCCUCUUUCCCUCUUAAUACACAUAUUGAUAUUUCAACUUUCGAAGGUGGAUUUUUUGCAUUGCACAAUUAGACAAUGAAAGGUAACAUGUAGA
This is a messenger RNA of Cuscuta campestris, 943 nucleotides long. The record is from the annotation of a GenBank genome assembly. NCBI's taxonomy places the organism in Eukaryota, Viridiplantae, Streptophyta, Magnoliopsida, Solanales, Convolvulaceae.